AGCGAAUUGUGUUGUCUUAAGAUGACCUUUUUACUAUCUCCUAUAUGAAAUAUACAAACAAAAACUAUUGUAACCAUCAAAAAAUUCGAAUUCCAGAUUUGACGAAUCUCUGUGUUACCAAACCUUCUCGAGUCCGAUUAAGUGAUAGUGAAGACGAUAUGAGCGAUGAUCAAGCUAGUAGACCGUCGGUAUCUUUGGAACUCGAAUCACGUGACACAACCGUUGACCAACCGAGUACUGAAGACCGUCUGAGCGAUGAUGGCACAGCAGGCCCAUCCUCUGAAGGAAAAGUGGAUUCUGACAUGAACAAAGAGGUUAAACCUCUCCUCAAACGAGAUUCUUCACCCGAAUGGGUGGCCGAAGAAAUCUUUCUCAAGACGAAACCUUCCGUCGUUCAAUUCACCAAAGGAGCGUACGCACAGACUGUCAUUGAAGAAGAAAUGUCUGUUGCCAGGGAAUCACGAUUUCCUGCACAGAAGCAGAAAUAUUUCGUAGAAGACUUUAUCUGGCAGAGUGUUUCCGGUCAUCCGUACAUUUUACCUCUUUAUACGACAUUUUUUAACUCAAAAAAAUUCAGAUAUAAUUUUAUAUCUCACUACCUACCAAUGGUAAACCUACGGAAAUUCAUCAAAAUUCACAAGGUUUUACAGACCAAAGUAUGCAGAGUGCUAACUUCCCAGAUCGUGUCUGCAAUCUGCUUCAUACAUAAUAAAGGCCUCUACUAA
Argiope bruennichi is the source of this 725-nucleotide messenger RNA. RefSeq lists its product as uncharacterized. Bases 45 to 725 code for a protein of 226 amino acids. Gene Ontology annotation, molecular function: protein kinase activity; ATP binding. The transcript has 6 exons. Gene Ontology annotation, biological process: protein phosphorylation. Lineage: Eukaryota; Metazoa; Arthropoda; Arachnida; Araneae; Araneidae. The record is from RefSeq and is a predicted model, not a curated record.